UUUUCUUUGAUUGUCCCAUAUCUAAAUAACCAGCUCUUGAAUUUGACUUUUAGGGAGAAAGGUACUGUGCAGAAAAAAAGUGAAUGCUCUUCAUGAGUUGUUGAGGUCAGCAUAUCUUAAAGCUUUUCCUAUAGGCGGGAGCUAUUCCAAACUUUUUGGAAUGUCUUUUAGCGAGAUCCAUGUCUUUUAACCAUAUCUUUUGAUGAACAUCUUAGGGACAUUAAGAACAUGUCUUCUUAUCAAAUUCCAACGUGUUGGAAUAGCUUAGCUUGAUUAGUUAGUUUGUUACAAUUAGUUACAGUUUGUUAUUUUUCCCUCGUUCUAGCCCUUUGAUAUAAAUACUUGUAAUCUCUGUUUUGGUGGCACACUCUAGUAAAUGAAAGCAAUUUUCUCUUGUUCUCCUGGUCUUCAUUUUCUCUUCUCUCGCGGUUGAUCAUUUCGCCCAACAUGGUAUCAGAGCAAUUUCACAAUCGCGAAUCAGUUCAUCCCUAAUUCAUCUUCAUCCAUCCAUCUGCAUCAAUUCUCUCUGUGCAUCAUUUCGAAUUCAGCUCCAAUUGAUCUUCUGCAGCGAUAUUUACUUAACUUCAAUGGCGUCGAACAAUUCAGCUUCAUCUACAAUGGAUCCUUCUGAUCCUUUGUAUCUCCAUCCUUCAGAUCAUCCUGUUUUGAAUCUGAUUUCUACGAAGUUUGAAGGUGAAGGCUUCGGUUCUUGGCAGAAAUCCAUGAUGAUAGCCCUAUCUGCGAAGAACAAACUGGAAUUUGUUAAAGGACAUAUGUUCCAUCUCUCAGGGAAACUCAGAUGUCGCAGGUUACUACACCAAGUUGAAGAAGUGCUGGGAUGAAUUGGCAAUGGUGUCAAAUCUACCUAGAUGUUCAUGUUUGGAAAAUGGCCUCAAAGGCAAAUUAAAAUAUGUGGAGCAACAUGCUGUUUUCCGGACCGCAGAUAGAGAGGGGAACCAACUUAUAAACUCACCUGAUGAAA
Molecule: messenger RNA, 982 nt
Organism: Cuscuta campestris
Lineage: Eukaryota; Viridiplantae; Streptophyta; Magnoliopsida; Solanales; Convolvulaceae
Source: the annotation of a GenBank genome assembly